Messenger RNA from Hermetia illucens (black soldier fly), 3887 nucleotides. RefSeq names its product WD repeat-containing protein 48 homolog. Gene Ontology annotation, biological process: protein deubiquitination; double-strand break repair via homologous recombination. The coding region runs from base 747 to 2717 and encodes 656 amino acids. The record is from RefSeq and is a predicted model, not a curated record. NCBI's taxonomy places the organism in Eukaryota, Metazoa, Arthropoda, Insecta, Diptera, Stratiomyidae. Gene Ontology annotation, molecular function: ubiquitin binding. The transcript is spliced from 12 exons.
UCUUGUCAAAAAUUUAAACGCAUUUUAUUUGAAACCACAUUUUUAAAGAUUCGAGGAGAACUGUAAACUGUAAAUUUCAACUGAAUCGCAAUUUGAAAUAUUUUACACAUCGAUACUGAAGUAUAGAGCGCCAAAAUAAUUUAACAAUAACUUUUUUUUUUAAUUAAACACACAACACAAAACAAAUUCAAAAAUUCGCCAAUUUGUUUUGUUCCUCCACAAAGUGGGUGCUUCAUCGAGUGACAUCAUUUUUUUUCAAGGAGCCUACUUUGGCCAUGAUUCCACACAAAUCAUUUGAAAAUUGCAAAGUAAUCGUGUAUUAAAUUCUUAUUAAAAGAAAUAUUCAAUAACGUUCAAAUUUCAGGCGCACACUGUACUACGACCAUAAUUACGAUUAUCCAACCAGGAUUCAUAUGCACGAACCUCAGCUGAUCCACCUACCAGUAGUUCGUAAUUCAACAAGUUUCCCCAACCCUGCUCAAAUGACAAUUCCCAUUCGAAAUGUCAGCUGUCAGUUUCUGCAAAUUGACGUCGCCUCAGUAAUUACCUGCCAACUUCACGACUGUUGUCCUUGUUUAUGUUGACAGAUGGUCUUUUUUAAUUAAAACGGGAGAAUAAAUUGAGAAAAAAGCUAUCAUAAAUGAAAUUCGCGGUUCGUUUUUGAGUUUUUUAAGUUUUGCUUAUCACGAAGCUGAAUAGUGUUAAUAUGUUGACGCACAAGAGUUGUCAGGGGUCGCGGAAAAAAAAUGCAGGUAUCAUUCGUGAUCCGCGACGCAGAAGAAAAACAACAUCGGAACGGUGUUAAUGCUUUACAGUUGGACUCUAACAGUGGAAAACUUUACUCAGCCGGAAGAGAUGCAAUCAUACGAGUAUGGAACACAGAACCCACAGAUUCCCAAGAUCGAUACAUACAGAGUAUGGAGCAUCACAACGACUGGGUCAAUGACAUCGUUCUAUGUUGUAGUGGAAGAAAUCUUAUAAGUGCCAGCUGUGAUACUACCGUAAAAGUCUGGAAUGCUCAUAAAGGAUUUUGUAUGUCAACACUUCGAACGCAUCGAGAUUACGUGCAAGCAUUGGCCUACGCCAAAGACCGGGAACAAGUAGCGAGCGCUGGUUUAGAUAAAGCCAUAUUUCUCUGGGAUGUCAAUACUUUAACAGCAUUAACUGCCAGUAACAAUACAGUUACAACUUCUAGUCUAGCCGGUUCAAAAGAUUCAAUAUAUAGCUUAGCUAUGAAUCCAUCCGGCACCGUUAUAGUAAGUGGAUCAACCGAAAACACCUUACGAAUAUGGGACCCACGGACUUGUGGACGAAUAAUGAAACUCAAAGGUCACACGGAAAAUGUGAGAGCGCUGGUUGUUUCGCCUGAUGGAUCGCAAGUGGUUUCGGGCAGUUCGGACGGUACAAUAAAAUUAUGGAGUUUAGGGCAGCAACGGUGCAUUCAAACUUUGCCUGUACACAAGGAAGGGGUGUGGACGUUGCUUAUGACCGAAAAUUUUACGCAUGUUAUCUCUGGAUCGAGGGACAAACGAAUCUUACUUACAGAGCUUCGAAAUCCCAGUAAUAGUGUUUUAGUUUGUGAAGAGUAUGCACCAGUUUUAAGUUUAUGUUAUAAUGUUGAUAAGACAGGAGUUUGGGCUACGACAUGGAACUCUGACAUCCGAUGUUGGAAACUGCCGACACACGACAGAAGUGCUGUAAAUUCAUCGACUGAUAGUAGUAGUGGUUGGAAAGGCCAUGAACAAGUUUGUAUUAAAGGAGGUGCCGCAAUCAAGAAAUGUGUUGUCCUUAACGACAAACGACACAUUGUCACCAAGGACACAGAGGACAAUGUAGCAAUUUAUGAUGUAUUGAAAGUGGUCAAGGUUACGGACUUAGGGAAAAUUGAUUUCGACGAAGAAGUUAACAAACGAAAUCAACGUGUUUACGUUCCAAACUGGUUUACUGUCGAUUUAAAGACUGGAAUGCCGACAAUAGUUUUAGGACAAGAUGAGGUUGAUUGUUUCGCAGCUUGGGUGUCAAUUGAAGCCGGUCUUCCAGAACAUGCAGAGCCAGGAACAGAUCUUAAAAUUAAUUAUGGUAGGUUGUUACUUCAAGCAUUAUUAGAAUACUGGUCGCCGCCUCAUAGUUUACCAUCUAGCGAAUUAGAUCCCGAAAUCAAGGGAAAUAUUUAUUUUCAAGUUCCAAAACAUACACCUGUUAUAUUUAGCGAGGUCGGUGGGCGAACUGUUUGCAGAUUACUUGUUCGUGAUGCGGCUGGGGAAAGUGAGAGUGCUUUGUUGCACGAAACAGUCCCGCAAUGGGUGACGGAAGUGGUAAUCGAACGAGCUAUUCCUAAAUUCACAAAAAUUCCGUUCUAUUUGCAACCCCAUCCUCUUAUGGUUAAGCCUGAUCGAAUGAAAAAGGAUAAACUUGUAGCUAAUGAAUUUAUUCAGUGUAGAAAAGUUUGUGAACACGUUUUAGAAAAAGUUCUAGGACCUGAAAUAACCCCAAGCGGUGGAAAUGCUUCCAAUUCAUCUCAGAAUAGUCAAAGUGAUGCCAACUCCGAAGGUUCACAAAUUCCACCCGAGGAUCGUAUAGAAUUACUAUGUAAUGAUGUGGUUGUCGAUCCGAAUAUGGAUUUACGAACAGUUCGUCACUUCAUUUGGAAACAAUCAGGCGAUUUGACAUUUUACUACAAAGUUAAGCCAAAUUUCAAUUACGAUACAAAGAACUAACAGUCAAAGUAGUUGUGACUCUAUUAUGCUAUCGCAUCACAAGCGGGUGAUGCCUUCCAUGUAUCGUGUUGGCGUAUGCGUAUGUAGACCGCGGCAACGAGAACAGCUACAACGAUUGACGAAAGGGAAACCCAAAAGGGGAGCAAGCUGGCAACGUUGUUAAAAGGCUCAAUCAAAUCGCUAAUACUUAGGAUUCUAAAGAGCAAUAAUAAUUAAAUAAAAGAAUUCUUUCUUAAUUCCGAAUGUAAAAAAUCGAAAACAAUUAUAUAUGGAAAUCAAAAACUCACAGAAGGCGAGAGGAACAUCUGCGAGAAGGGAAAAAACAAACAACUCUUUUUAAAUAUUUAUAUUCUUUUGUAUAUUUUAUGUAUAUAAACUAUAUCAGUGGAAGCAAAAGUGGAGAGAAACAUAUUCCAAAAAUAUAUCUUUACUAUCUAAGCUACAAUAAUUUAUAUUCAGAAAAGUCUCUCAGAAACAAAUAUUGAAGGUUUUCCCUUUUCUUGUUCGUUUAUUUCGCUUCGUCAACUUUGUUUUCAAAUAUUUGUUUGGUAAAGAAAAGUGUAAACUAGUUGUGUUAUUAUUGUGAUAACGUAAUAUUCGAUUAAAACAUGAAUACGACUAAAUUAUUGACUAUGAUUAGAAACGAACGUAAGAAAACUAACAAAAAAAUAUUUCGAGAAUCAGUUACGGCAAGCAAAAUUGUAAAAUGCAUAAUUCUAUAGGUAAAUGGCUUAAAUAAUACUAAAGCUGGAUUCACGCGAGGAGAAUGCCCGGAGGCAGUUAUUCAUUCGAUUGUAUAUACCAACGCCAAAAACAGAAUGAGAAUCAACCAAGUGCGGAGUAUUCGUUGUUUCCACAUGUCUUGAAUAGUGUGCGGCAUUAUCUGACAGUACAUUUAUACAUAGAUAUAUAUAUAUGAAUAGAAAUGACAAUUCCACAUAUGCAUAUGUAUCUGAUGUGAAAUUCUAAUUUCAUCUUUUAUAAUUUUUUUGAUAUACAUAUUGUGAAUGAAAUUUGAAAUGUAAUUGAGAAGAAACUCCUAAAAUAACAAAAAAAACUACAAAUAUUUAUUUGGCUGUAAACGAAAUAGUUAUGACGUAGGGAUACAAGAUAAAAAAGAAGAUGAAAUAUUGUAAAUGAAAACGAGAAGAGUAAAAAACAGUAAAAUUA